AUGCCCACCAUGACUUUCUUUGUUCUGUUGUCUUUGGCCAGCCUCCUGACAUCAUGUCUGUCCUUGGCCCUUCCCACAGUGGGUGGGAACGGCAAGGUCGGCGUCGUUGACAUUUCGAUUCCGUCCAACAGGCACGAUGACCAAUACUACGUCGCCAACCUUGAUUUUAAUGGUCAGACCAUUCCGGUCCUCAUUGACACCGCUUCAGGGGAUCUUUUCGUUGGGUCAAAUCAAUGCAGCACGACCAACUCAACUAGUGGAUGCUACCGCAGCCCCGUUUACCAGAUCGACAACCAAACCACAAUCAUUGCAAAUGAGACAUUUGGAACCGUCGUCGGCGUUGCCGGCGUUAUUGGCAACCAGUCCAUCAUGCCAGUGGAUUUUGGAGGCGUUACGGUCCCUGAUCUGGCCACCCCUCUCCUCUUUUAUGCUGGUCAGGGCGAGUUCCAAAACGGUUCCUUUGGCGGAAUCUUCGGUCUCGCCCCACGCAACGUCUCUCGCAAUUACUACUUCUUCGAGCGCCUUCCCCCGGUCGAGGCCAUGAUUACAAAAGGCCUCUUGGAAAAGCCUGUCAUGUCACUGACGUUGCCGCGGCUGGGCGAUCCCGCUUCCCCCACGACCGGUAAAUUGACAUUUGGCGCCAUCGAGGACGUUGCCACCAUCGGAGACAUUUCUUACAACGACAUCAUUGACACGCCAAACUACGGCUACGAAGACGGCCGUCUCUCACCGCAGUCCUGGACCUCCCAGCUGCUCGGCGUGCGCAUGAACGGCGUCGAGAUCAACCUCACGCGGAGCUCCAUUGACGCCGAAGGCCGCUAUCUCUCCCUCUUCGACUCGGGCGCGCAGACGAUCCUCCUCCGCUACCAAGAAUUCACCGCCGUCGCCGCCCUCUUCCACGGCCCGACCAUCGUGCAGGACGGAUACGCCGUCUUCUUUGACUGCAGCAUCCCGCAGCUUCUGGAACUCAAAUACCACGGUGACGACCGCUGGUUCGCCGUCGAUCCGCUUGAUCUCAUUAUCCCGAGUGAUCAUGGUGUUGUCAAUGGGACGGUGAUGUGCAAGUCGGCGCUGGGCACGUGGAGCAGGACAUUUGCGGAUAGUAUCAUGGGGGUGCCGUUUAUGCGGAACGUUCUGAGUGUGUUUGAUUACAAGACAGAGGAUUUGUAUAGCGUGCAGCCGAGGGUGGGGUUGGGGGCGUUGACAGAUGCUAAGGAGGCGGUGGGGAGGUAUGCCGAGGUUUACCAGAACAGGCUGCUGUAG
This is a messenger RNA of Diplodia corticola, 1263 nucleotides long. Its product is annotated as acid protease. Gene Ontology annotation, biological process: proteolysis. The transcript is spliced from 5 exons. Gene Ontology annotation, molecular function: aspartic-type endopeptidase activity. Bases 1 to 1263 code for a protein of 420 amino acids. The record is from RefSeq and is a predicted model, not a curated record. NCBI's taxonomy places the organism in Eukaryota, Fungi, Ascomycota, Dothideomycetes, Botryosphaeriales, Botryosphaeriaceae.